AUGUUGCAUUUCUUCGCCGCAUCAUUGAUUCAUUCCUUAAAGCGCAUCUUAAGUCUAUUUAUAUCUAUCUAUCUAUCUAUCUAUCUAUCUCAGUUUGUUCAUAAUAUAUUGUUCAUAUCUAUCUUUGACGCUUCUCCUCCUCUCUCUCUCUCUCUCGCUCUCUCUCUCUCCCUCUCUCCUGAAUAUCACUUUCUCGUUCUCAAUUUCAUUUUCAGCUGUCCCUCUCUGUUCGUCUCUCUGUCUCUGCAUUACUUUCUCCUCCUCUUUCUCUUCUUCUCUCUUUCGGCCUCAUUUUCUAUCUCCUUCUUAGUCUCACUUUCUCCUUAUCUUUGUCUUUUUCUCUUUCCCAACCUUCCUUUCUCUCUCUCUCUCUCUCUCUCUCUCUCUCUCAGUCUCACUUUCUCUUUCUCUUUUUUCUCUUUUCUUGGCCUCGCUUUUUCUUUCUCUCUUUAUUUCUCACUCAAAUUCCCUUUCUCCUUUUCCUCUUUUAACUUUCUUUCUGUCUCGUUUAAUCCUUCUCUUUCCCCUUCUUUCUUUUUUCUUUCUUUCAGAUUCACUUUCCCCUUUUUCUCUCUCUUUCCCAGCAUCACUUUCUCUCUCUCUCUCUCUCUCUCUCUCUCUCUCUCUCUUUCAGCUUCAUUUUUUCUCCUUUCUCUCUCAUUUUCUCUCACUGACCUUCUCCUUCUUUCAACGUCUCUUUCUUUCUUUCUCUAUAUCUCUCUCUCUUUCUUUCUCUCACUUUCUUUCUUUCUUUCUUCCUCUCUCUCUCUCUUUCUUUCUCUCUCUCUUUCUUUCUCUCCCUCUCUUUCUUUCUUUCUUUCUUCCUCUCUCUCUUUCUUUCUCUUUCUCUUUCUUUCUCUUUCUCUUUCUUUCUCUCUCUCUUUCUUUCUAGUCUCUGUCUUUUUCAUUCUCUCUUUCUUCCUUCCCCUCUUCUUCACUCUCCCUUUCUUUCUUUCUUUCUUUCUUUCUUUCUUUCUUUCUUUCUUUAUGUCUUUCAUUAUUUUUUUCUCUGUCUCUCUCUCCUUCUUUCUGGGUACUAAGAAUUUAUAA
Molecule: messenger RNA, 1050 nt
Organism: Acanthosepion pharaonis
Lineage: Eukaryota; Metazoa; Mollusca; Cephalopoda; Sepiida; Sepiidae
Source: the annotation of a GenBank genome assembly